Messenger RNA from Physcomitrium patens, 1541 nucleotides. RefSeq lists its product as uncharacterized. The record is from RefSeq and is a predicted model, not a curated record. NCBI's taxonomy places the organism in Eukaryota, Viridiplantae, Streptophyta, Bryopsida, Funariales, Funariaceae. Gene Ontology annotation, cellular component: membrane.
GAGAAGCCAUUGACCUUAUCAGUAGACAUUUGUGGAGGCAUGUUCCCACGAUUGGACCCUCUGAAUCAUUUGAAGAAAUACAGAGGAGGCUUUGAUGUCACCAACAUGCACUACUGGAGUUCUCUUGCCUACACAGGAAUCUGGGGCUACAUAAUUGCUGCUUCUUGCCUCAUAUUUGGAGUUGGGUCAGUCAUAUGGCAGCACUACAACUGGCGUUAUGAGUUGAAGAAAACCACUUUCAAUCCUUCUUUGGAUAAGCUUCACAGUGUAUCUGUGUACUGCAUGAUACAAUUCAGCAUACUCCUUUUAGGAGCCAGUGGUGUAAUAUUGUGGGAAAAUGAUAGGCUUGUCCAUGAACUAAAGAAAACUGGAGGGAUCUUGGUUAGCACUGUGGACCAAGUCACUUUGCAAGUUGAUGGAGCUAUUAACAUGAUUCCCUUAUCCAACAUCAGUCCCAUGGCAAAUCAGGAUAUGGCAAAGAGUACCCUCUCUGCCUGUAAUAACCUUGGUGACACAUUCAGAAAUCUUACACAAAAUGUUAAAUCACACAUGUCUCAUGCCUACAAAAUUUUUGACAUUGUAAAUAUAGUUGUGUCUAUGGUUGCGUCUCUGAUGAUUUUGAUGGUGAUAAUUGGCAUUGGCAGUAUUUUUCAAUGCUGGCAUACAUUUCUAUCAUUUAUGUGUUUUGGUGCAGUUUUUACCUUGGUUGCAUCAUGGAUGAUUGCUGGAAUUGGUUUUGCUGUUGCCAUAUUAGUAGUGGAUGGAUGCCAAGCCAUGCAAUCAUACAACAAGAGUCCCCUCAGCUCAAGCAUUACACAUCUGCUGCCCUGUCUGACGCCACAGAGAGCCACAGAGGUUUUGAGUGGUGUGAAGAAGGCAAUAAAGACAGUCAUCCACGGCUCUAAUUCAUGGGUGGACGUGCUCAAUAUGCAGGAGAGGAAGCUGGUGGAGAGGCACAGGCUGUCUCACCCCACCAUUGUGCCACACAUCUGUGACCCUUAUGGUCCAGAGCCAGAGUUUAUCCCUAUGGAGUGCAGUCCUGCUGAAGGAUCCUUUGUGCAAUUUGUUGAGGAUUAUAAAAAAUAUUGUUGCCUUUCAGAUGAUAUAAAUGAUUGUUUCAAAAAAUCUACACCAAUUCCAAAAUUUGCUUUCUUAGAUGCAACACGAGCAAUGAAUGCAACAAAAAAUGUAUAUAUGAUUUUACCAACCAUUUUUCAUAUCAUUACUUGUGAUUUUAUGAAAUUGAUGUUUGAAGAAAUUAUAAAGCAGCAUUGUAUGCCAUUAAAAAAAUGUCUCACAAUGCUUUGGGUUUCAUUUGUUUCUGCUUCUCUGUUGUUGAUGCUGUUGCUAUUUUGCAUCAUAUACAUUAAGUACAAAUUAUUCAAUACACCCAAUUUGAUCUCUGAUGUGGGAAAUAGUAAAAAUAAGAUAACAUUAUCUUUUUGUAAACCUGAUGUGUAGGAGACUUAAAGUUCAUGGAAUUGUUGUAACUUAUAGAAAUAUAAUUAUUAAAAAAUAUGAUGGAAGUAUUACAAAAUGAA